Messenger RNA from Kwoniella botswanensis, 3288 nucleotides. RefSeq lists its product as uncharacterized. Gene Ontology annotation, molecular function: protein dimerization activity. Lineage: Eukaryota; Fungi; Basidiomycota; Tremellomycetes; Tremellales; Cryptococcaceae. The coding region runs from base 1 to 3288 and encodes 1095 amino acids. The transcript is spliced from 3 exons. The record is from RefSeq and is a predicted model, not a curated record.
AUGCCAACCUCUCUAUUCGCUCAGCAGACAAUGCCCUCCCACGACUCAGAGGAGGACUCCCUCUUCUUCGAAGACUCGAUAUCGCCUUCCAAUGCCCUCUUCCCUUCCGAACUCCUCGAUCCCUCUUCCCUACUCAACAUACCGUCUACGACCAAUGGCGGUCCUUCGUCGAUGAAUCGCCCUUCACCCGCAAGUGAUAAUUCACUCUCACCCUUGGCGUACCAACAAUCAUUCGGCCUGAGUAGUGGAUCAUCGUCAUCCAGAGUACCGUCAUUAUCCCCCUCGACUCAAUCUAUCAAUCUAUCUAAUAUGGGUAGUAUCUCGAUGAACGGUCAUUCACCUAGAUCAUCAUCUUCUCCAAGUUCACAUUCCAACUUUUCCCUGUCGGCUACGGACGACUUCCUAUUCAACAAUAAUAAUAGCUUCGACUCGACCGAAUUGGAUGUGUUGUUCCAAUCUGAAGAUAGCAAAAUGCUCCUCAAUGGAACUGGGGAAGAUCAAACUUUGAACCAGUUUGUCAACAUUCCUAACGGAAAUGAAGGACAAGAUAAAUCCAAUGGACAAUCUCUUUUCUUUCCAGAUCAACAAUCCAACCCAUUCCUUACUCAUGAUAACGAUGGGAAUUUAGAUUUCUUACAAAAUUUGUUGUUCAGCGGCAAUGGAAAUACAAAUACACUAAAUGGUUUGGGUAGUGACGAUACGUUCGAUAUGCUCAAUCUGGAUUCACCAAUCUCCUCGGGUAAGAAAUCCUCUCAAUCUGGCUUUCCGAUCGAUUUCGAUUUUGUACAACAAGCCAAAGCUAUUGGAAAUAUGACGCAUUCACAACAGCAAACUCUACAACCUCAAUACAUGAAGGAUCAGGUCAAGCAAGAGGGAUGGCCAAUAGGACAUUUGAAUGGCUUUGAGAAUCAAUUACAGGUUAAUAAUGAUCAGAUGGGCAAUCUCGGGUAUGGCAUGAAUACCAAUGGUUCAUCGCUCAAUCAACCCUCUACAGAUCUGUCCACAUCGAAUUUCAAGCAGCCCCGUCAGACCAAAGUCUCCCAGCAACCCCGUCAAUCCAACAAAACUCCAGCUGCUCUUAAAGAAUCUAGCGAUCCACCCGUUGUCGGAAAGCACAACAAGACCGAACGACGAUAUCGACAAAAGGUACAGGCUGCUCAAGCCGAUCUACGAGAUGCCAUUCCAGCUCUUCGAGUGUUAUAUGCUACGUCCACCGAAGAACAGAAACGCACUACCGAUUUCAGAGCUGCGGAUGGGACGGUCGAUGGUUUGGGGGAAGUCACCAGACCCAACGCAAGUGCGAAAGCUACGAUCUUGAUCGGAGCUAAGAAGUAUAUCGAACUUUUACAAAGACGAUCAGCGAUGUUACAGCGUAAAGUUGAUGAAUUGGAAGCUUUCCGUCUGGCAGUAGCUGGAGAAGAUAAUUUGAAGCUGUGGCAAGCUGAUUUCGGCGCUAGGGAAAGUUUGAUCCAAGCUGCUGCUGAGGCUGCUGCGAUGAAAGCUGAGGAAGACUCCCUUGAUGAAGAUGAUGACGUGGAUGAAGAAGAGGAAGAACAACAACCCAAACGGAAAAGAGUAAAGACUGCUACUGCACCUAAACAAACUCGUUCCAAACCCGGUCCAAAAAAGAAAGAUCAGAAUUCGACCACGACCACGGCUCAGAACGUUGCUUCUGGCGGUCUGAGGAUGUUCGCUGCGUUUGCUGUGUCUUUCAGCUUCUUACCUUCCGCUUCAAACGUGUUGAAACAAACUUCAACUCAAUCAUCUACCAGUACAAUGCCCAGCGCCGUGAUAGGACAAGCUACCACUGGUCAGAUAUUAUCUAAAUUACCGCUCAUCACUGCCGAACACACCUCCAGGUUACUAGCAAGAGGUCUACCAGGACCAAUCGCCCCGGCGCCUCAUACUCUCAUUGACUGGACCUGGAGAUUGCUCGUCGCUGUCAUCUUGGCUGCUUCGAUGGGUCCGAUCAUCUCUCAUUGGACCAAGUCUGAAGAGAAGAAGAAAGCUGGAAACAUCUCUCUCUUUGCUAAGGAUUGUGCGAGACUGAUCGUUCCUGUUGGUAAGAAGGUUAAAGCAUCUGAUGAUCAGGCUUAUUGGAAUCAGAAGGCUGCUAAUAUCAUUGGCGGUGCCAUAAAACCAUCCACCCUUGAAAAAUGGCAUGUCGUGGUGCAUCUCCAUAACACAGCCUCAGAAGCCUAUUCCCUCACUUUACUUGCUCUACUCCAACACGAUAUACCUUUCCUGCGAUCUUCGACUCAAAUAUGGAGAGAUGCCCAGUCCAGAAUUACCACAUCGACACCUCUGCCUCUCGCUACUGUUUUGAAGCUUCCUUUACACGAAGCACUGCGAUGUGCCGAAUCUCUUGAUAGAACAUCUUCACCAAUCACCGCUAUUGCCGAACAAAUCACCUUGGUACAUGUCUACGACCUCUACUCAAGAUUCUUUAUCAAAUUGGUAGAUGCUUCCACUCGAUCGAAGUCAGCUGGAAAUACUACUGCUUCUCUCAAAACCCUCUUAUCUAAUCUUGAAUCAUACGAUAUUGGCCAAUCACUCAAACUAUCAGCAUUUGACAAAGAAGUGCGAACGACCAUCGAGGGAUUGCCUAAAGGCUCGGCAGCCCAUGCUCUUGGUCUAGUACUCAUUGGUCUAUGGGGAAUAUUCGUUAAACCUACUCCCAGUGCUCAAGCAGCUUUAGCAACGGCAUUGGCAGCUGAAGAAGUUCAAGGUGCAGGUAAAGGCUUAUCAUCGAUUUCAGCAAUGUUGGAGUUGUUAUACCCCGGUUCGAAAGAUGUUUUAGCAAUUCAUGAAGUUGAUAAAUCCCUGCAAGAGAAUAGGUUAUCGAAAAAUGCUUUGGCAGUUGAUAAAUUGGCUUUAACCUGUAUUGAAUAUAUCAAACUCCUCAUUUCGUCCAACGAAGUGAAUGAUCGAACGGUAAAUGAAAGUAGGUUGAAGAGAUUGGAAAAUUCAAGGAAUAUACAGAAAGCUAGUAGUCAUUUGAGAUUGGUUUUGACCCAAAUUAAAUUUAUUGGUGUUGGAUUUGAAGAUUCGAGUAUACUUCAUCCAGAUGACGAAGAGGAAGAGAUUGAAGAAGAUGGAGAAGAGGAAGAGGUUUUAGAUAAGAGAGAAAAGGAUGUACAUCAGGAUUUGGAGAAUGAAGUGAGAAGGUUUGAAUUGGCUAAAGAAAACUUGGUGAGAGUUUUAUGUGAUGUUAGUAGACGUGCGGCUGGGAGAGCGGGUGGGAGGGAUGAAGAUUCGGGAUUGGAAGGUGAUUUAGAUGAUUUAUGA